AUGAAGUUUUUGUGGUUUGCGGCAUCGUUGUUGUGGACGGCGAAGGCUCAGUUCUCCUCGCAGACUUACCCAGACCCUCGGCUCGAUCCGCUGUCCUGUCGACUGGCACUGCCGUCCCAGGUCAGUUCUGCAGCCGGCAACGACCAAAACAUUGUGAUGAGCUCAGGUCUGCGACCCUUCGGCUGUGGUUUCGGACGAGGAGAGGUCCCGACUUGUACAGCGUUUAGGACAGGCACGGUUUCCACUGUUUGUUUUGAAAAAAACAGUCCUGAAACGGUUCAAAAAUCGAAUAUUUGCAUAUCUGGUGAAAAAAACGUGAAGAUGGCAUCACAAAGAUUUUUAUUUUCAUGAAAGAAAUUUUUAAUUAAGUUAUGAAUGAACUUUGACUAAUUUGGAUACAACUACUUUUAUCGACUCUUUGUAUAAAAGUGUUUUUCACCGUGAAAUCUUUUUUUAGCUUCUGACGGUGACUUCUGGUAUUCGGAACACGGCGCCGGCGUGUGCUCUUAAUCCAGACAAAAACCUCGAGGUUCUCCGACUUUUGUUCCCCAAAACACUUCAAUUUGAAACUUACAGAUAAUUGUCGCAAUCAUCGACAAAAUUGGCAAUAUUCCAUCUGCUCCAGUGGAUAUUGAAAAGUUUGCAAACAAUUUGAAACGUCGUUACCAAAACUUCCAGGUGACUUUCAAAUGAGUACUUUUCAAAGAAGGAUUUUCAGGACGUCGGCAUGUGUGACACGACAGUUCUUAUCGUAAACUCAAGACAAGACCGACAGGUUUUUUCUUCUCGAAAUUAGUAAAAUCUCGAUUUCAACUGUUCAAGGUGUUCACAGUUGCCGGCAGAGACGCUAGAAUAUCUAAAGAGACAUUGAAAUCCGCCUUUGAACGCAAUAUUGGUUUGGAUUUUGUCAAUCUACAUAAAAAUGGUGUGAAACUAGUGUUAAUUUCUUUAGAAAGCUUUUUCAAAAUUAGAGCGAACAAGCUGCUUGAUUUGAUAGAUUUCGGAAGCAAAUCGACAAGACAGAUUUUUUUUUGAAAGAUUUGGAAAAGUUACUAUGAGUUUUUUCCCCGUUCGUGAAAGAAUUUAUAUAUUUAAAAAAUAAGAUAAGUUUCUGAGAUAAAUUGAAAGUAGAAAAUAUUUUCAGUCUUAUGACAGCGGUUACGGUUUCAAAAAAAAAAAACAAUUUUGCAAGAUCUGAAACCAAAUUUGCUUCCAGGCCACUUCAAAUCGGGGAGGUACGCUCUGGGACUGGAAGGCAUGAUCGAAGUGAUUGUGGCAGCCUACUCGAACGCUCACAUAGUUCAAGUUCCAACGCCAGAAAUCUUCCGGCCUUCUGAAUUCGUGGCGCCGGCGCCAGAAUCGUCGUUCCGAGCCGCAGGAUUACCCAACAGUGUGCAGCCUGCCAAGAAGCACUUCAACGGCAUCGAGUCGCUCGAGAUCGAGGAAGACGACAAGGUUGUUUUCGACGAUUCUGGUGUCUUUUCAAGGGGUCCUGCAGGUCUGGGUCUCCGUUCUCCAGCAGGCCGUCGCUCGCUGCGGAGCCAACGUCGAGGAGCUUCCCAAGCAUGUGCGCGCUGUUGUUGAAGGUUACUUUUUUUAGAAAUGAGAUGGUUAUCCAUCUUGUCUUUUGAGUCCCUGAUAUUAAGAAUGCCUAGAAAAAAGAAUGGAGAAUGAACAAAAUAUUAUGCUGUAUUGGCAGCCGUUUACUGAACUAGAAAAGCCUCUUCCCGAAUGUUCUUUUUUGAGCAGUCUAAGAAUUCAACUUUCGAACAGCUCUUUGUUCAUGAUAGUAGAGCACGAUCUCGAAAGCCAAAAAAGUUCGAUAAAUGGGAAGAAAAACUUCCAAAAAGAGUUCAUUAUUCUCUACAGGGGCUUUGAAUGUAUUCGAAGUUAUCGGUGGAUGGGCAAAACCUAGAAAAUUUAUAGAAGCGAUGGGUUUAUCGCUGAAGUUGAUCUCUGACAGUCGCUACAACACAAUCGAAGAGCAAGUGGAAGGGAAUAAAGCCGUGCCGGGCGUCCGCCAGAGGUAUCCACUAGGAAAGACUGUUUCAUUCUUCAACAUUUUCAGAGCGUGGGAAUCAGCAAAGAAUGACGUCAUCAUGCCACUUUUCAACAAGUACCGUAACCACAUUUUGUCUUCAACCUCAGGCCAAUGUCCUGCCCUUUCCUUGUAA
Molecule: messenger RNA, 2174 nt
Organism: Caenorhabditis auriculariae
Lineage: Eukaryota; Metazoa; Nematoda; Chromadorea; Rhabditida; Rhabditidae
Source: the annotation of a GenBank genome assembly